Messenger RNA from Aspergillus aculeatus ATCC 16872, 2294 nucleotides. RefSeq names its product MFS transporter. NCBI's taxonomy places the organism in Eukaryota, Fungi, Ascomycota, Eurotiomycetes, Eurotiales, Aspergillaceae. Gene Ontology annotation, biological process: transmembrane transport; intracellular polyamine homeostasis. The record is from RefSeq and is a predicted model, not a curated record. The transcript has 3 exons. Bases 250 to 1935 code for a protein of 561 amino acids. Gene Ontology annotation, molecular function: polyamine transmembrane transporter activity.
CUAUCCCCACUGAAGGCCGCAUGCGUGAUUCUCUUCGCUUGCUCGGCCUUGUCGUCUCUGUUAUCUUCCAUCCUGGCAUUAGAACAUAAUUCCCACCCUGCCUUUCCUUAAGAUCCAGGGAAGAAUCAGACAAGCCAGUACAAAUAGCUUUACUGCUCGCUAAGCCGUACAUUGCCACUCGCAUCUCUGAGAAGUCGUGCUCGGAUGUCAAUAUACCACCCAUUUCCGCUCUAAAUAUCUCUAUGGGUAAUGGCGGCAGGCAAGAGCAUUCACAAAGACGAGGUCGAAAGCCCUGCGGGUACCAGCGAGACUCACCGCGACGUUGUACCGUCCAAGAAUAUAAUCGAGACACACAUUGACGAUAAGCCUGAGCCUCAGAAAGCCGACAGCUCUCCGGUCAUAGAAGGUAAAGAUGAGGAAGAUCGUGCUUCUUCGACUCACACGUCUCACGAGGAGCAAGAGGAGCCAGUUGUGGUACCCCGACUGGAGCGUAGGGGGCUCUUUGGGCAGCUCACCCUGCUGGCGGAGGUGGUAGACCCCAAAGUCUAUCCUCGGAAGACGAAAUGGUUCAUCACAUUCAUAGUUGCAGUGGCCGGGGCUGCAGCUCCCAUGGGCAGCUCGAUCUUCUUCCCCUCCUUGUCUCAGGUAUCAAAGGAACUAGGUACCUCGACUACCGUCACGAACCUGUCAAUCUCAUUGUACAUGCUUAGCAUGUCUAUCUUUCCACUGUGGUGGUCUUCUUUCAGCGAAAGGCUUGGGCGACGAACAAUAUAUCUUGUCUCUUUCACUCUCUUCGUCAUAUUCAACUCAUUGUGCGCCAUCUCUAGCUCAAUCGCUAUGCUCAUUGUCUUGCGACUCCUGAGUGGAGGUGCUUCUGCCUCGGUUCAAGCAGUUGGCGCAGGGACUAUUGCCGAUCUUUGGGAGCCACGGGAAAGAGGGCGUGCCAUGAACAUUUUCUAUCUGGGGCCGCUGUGCGGGCCAUUGAUAGCUCCCAUUGUUGGUGGUGCUCUAGCUGAGCGAUGGGGGUGGAGAAGUACCUUGUGGUUUUUGGCAGUUUGGGGAGCUAUCACUGUCAUCCUCAUCUUUCUUGCACUUCCUGAAACCCUGGCCGUCUCUGGUCAGGUAAGACAACUCAAGGAAGAACAAACAGAACCGAUAGAUCGUCAAUUGAGUCGUGUUUCAUCUCGGCAAGUCAUUCACGUUACAACCAAAUGGCUCAAGUAUCUCAAGAUGGUACUCUUGGAUCCUCUGAAGAUUAUUCUCUAUCUGCGGUAUCCCCCGGUUCUGCUCACGGUCUACUAUGCCAGCAUCACGUUCGGCUCUCUAUAUGUACUCAACGUUAGCGUUGAACACACGUUCGGAGGUAGCCCGUACAAUUUCACUACAAUCAUCGUCGGCUUGCUAUAUAUUCCAAACUCACUGGGUUACGUCGUGGCCAGUACCUUCGGGGGCCGUUGGAUGGAUAGCAUCAUGCAACGGGAGGCCAAGAAAGCCAAACGGUACGACGAAAAUGGCAAGCUUAUAUAUCAUCCUGAAGACCGCAUGCGCGAGAACGCCUGGCUUGGGGCUUUUCUUUACCCUGCUGGGCUGAUAUGGUAUGGCUGGUGUGCGGAUCGGGGCGUGUUUUGGCUGGCACCGAUGAUUGCGAACUUUUUCUUUGGUGUCGGCUCCAUGCUGAUAUUCGGUAUGGCAACGACGAUGUUGACCGAAUUCAUGCCCAAGAAAUCAUCUGCAGGAGUUGCACUCAACAAUUUCAUGCGCAACAUCUUCUCGUGUGUGGGCUCUGUGGUCACUGCGCCGAUCAUAGAUGCCAUCGGCAAUGGGUGGCUUUUCACCAUCCUUGGACUAGUCGCUUUCGCGAGCAGUUCUGUCCUCUUUGUGAUGAGGAUCUACGGACCCCGAUGGAGGAAAUCCAUGGACGCGCUCAGAAAAUGAAAUCUUAUAUAAGAAGGCUGUGAGCAUCUUUUAUACUCGACCAAGGGCUUUGGCAUUGCUUUGGGUAUCCAUGUCAAGAUCUUGGGCUUCUAUCGGCGCAGUCUGUUACACGGUGACAUGAGUAUCUGACGUCGACAGGAGGCUUUCCCGGGUAAAUAUCACAAUGCAUGCAUUCGAUUCUCGUUUUAAGUCCCUGCGUGAAGCUGAGUCUAGGCCCCAACCUCGGUGCCACAGAAAUGGUGAUCAAUCUGGCCGAGCACCACAGCAUAUUCCAGGAAACUUGCACAGCAUCAUGAUACCCGACGCAUGGUCAUGUUUAUUUUUAGAGUUAGUAAUGACGGCAUACAGAUGACUCAAUU